Molecule: messenger RNA, 988 nt
Organism: Plectropomus leopardus (leopard coralgrouper)
Lineage: Eukaryota; Metazoa; Chordata; Actinopteri; Perciformes; Serranidae
Product: sulfotransferase 2B1
Molecular function (GO): sulfotransferase activity
Source: RefSeq, a predicted model, not a curated record
UAACCUGCAGAGCUUUUAACUUUUUAACCAGACACAAUCAUCAUGUCUUCCAACGAGUGCAUUGACUUCCACGGCCUUCUCUUGCCCCCUACGGCUCACAGUGCGGAGAGCCUGAAGUAUGCCCAAAGUUUCUCUGUGAAAGACUCCGAUGUGUUUGCUGUGACUUACCCCAAGUCAGGUACAAUCUGGAUGCAAGAGAUCCUCCCACUGCUGCUGAAUGGGGGCGAUCUGACGCCGAUCCAAACCAUUCCUAACUGGGACAGGGUCCCCUGGCUGGAGCAGGGAAGACUGGCAGUGGUUGUGGAUCAGCUGCCUUCUCCACGGGCGCUGGUCACUCAUUUUCCCUGCCACCUCAUGCCCCCAUCCUUCCACACCUCCAAAGCCAAGGUAAUCUAUGUCAUGAGGAACCCUAUGGACAUCUUGGUGUCUUCAUACUACUUCCAUCAGAUGGCCGAAUUCCUUAAGGAUCCAGGAACCUUUGAUACAUUCGUGGACAAAUUUCUUGAGGGCAGAGUGAUGUUUGGAAAGUGGACAGACCAUGUGAAGAGCUGGAGAGGCACAGACCUGGGAGACAGAAUAAUGUACGUCACAUAUGAAGAAAUGACUCAGGACCUGCCUGCAGCUCUCAGGCGCAUGUCUGAUUUCCUGGGCCGUAAUCUGAGUGAAGGAACCAUCCAGAAGAUAGCAGAACACUGCUCCUUCAAGGCCAUGAAGAACAACAACAUGUCCAACUUGAGCCUGGUCCCUAAGAUGUACAUGGACUCAGACAAAUCUCCAUUCCUCAGGAAAGGUGUUGCGGGAGACUGGAAAAACCAUUUCAGCCCAGAGCAGCUGGCCAGAUUCACAUCGGCCAUUCGCAAAGAGCUGGAGAACGAGAGCUUCACUCUGCCAUGGAGCCUGGAUUGACCAUCGACCAGAGCAAAGACAGAGAUGGAAAGAGCUGUAGAAAUAAAGUCAAGGCAAGUAGUUUGCUGCUAACUUGACCAAA